AUGGCCAUGAAGGCACCUUACACCUCGGAGAGGCACCGCGUAAGGGGCGGCCGAGACGGAGUUCAGAUAGUAGCUCUGGUUACAGUGGGACACAUAGCCACGAAGGCAGAACAGUCCUACAUACUCAUUGUUACAUGUGCCGUCACGAGGGCCAUUCACCUUGAGCUCACGAAGUCAAUGUCGGCCGAGGAUUUCAUGCAAGCGUUCAUAAGAUUCAUCGCGAGACGUGGCGUUCCGCUGAAGAUCUAUUCUGACAACUUCCUCACAUUUAAACGUGUCCGCCGAGACCUCACCCUGGCACGGCUGUCCCAGGACUUUCAAGUCACCGGGCUCCUUACAUCGAACCGAGUCACUUGGCGUUUCAUUGCGGAACGUGCUGCCUGGCGGGGAAGUUUUUGGGAAAGGUUUGUCGCAGCGUCAAGACCUCCCUCCGCAAGGUUUUGGGAAAGAGCACGCUGA
Molecule: messenger RNA, 459 nt
Organism: Ornithodoros turicata
Lineage: Eukaryota; Metazoa; Arthropoda; Arachnida; Ixodida; Argasidae
Exons: 1
Coding region: 1-459 (152 amino acids)
Molecular function (GO): nucleic acid binding
Source: RefSeq, a predicted model, not a curated record